UGCAGGCGUUCAGCUUGAACAAGCCCUUUGGUUUGCACAGCUGUGGUGAACCAUGAGAGAGGAGAAAUGGUUGAUCACAUUCCGUGUUAUUUUUUAAUACAUGCUCUUAUGGAUCAUUUAUUGCCCGUGGUUUGGCUUAGACUUCAAUUUGUCCUGCCAUUGCUGACUCUUGUAAGCGUCAGCUGUUCUGGAAUAAGAUAGCUGAGAUUGAUAAUGAUCCUUGUUUGAGGCCUGCUCUCUCAGCCCCGUCUGACCCUAUAGUAAAGUGACACCACCAGACACUAUCUGAGGUCAAGAGGGAGCGGCGCAUCAUAGCCUGUUCGGGUGUGAGGGGCCACCGAGAGAGAGAGAGAGUGUGAGACUUGGAGGUAUAGGCUUCCACUGACUGCUUACGGAGUAUAUUGGUCAACAUUAACAGAAGAUGGAUGAUAUGAAUGGCUUCAUCAUCAAUGAAAAAUGACAUGAUCUAUACAAGACCACGAGACAGGGAGGUGAAGGAGAAAUGGUGUGAUGCACCUUUAACAGUAGAGGUCCUAGAAACUGCAGCUGGCUUAACUAGAUUAGAGUUAAUUCGAUUGGAGGACGUCUUGUGAUGGCUCUGUAGAUGUGCCCUAAUCAGCAGGAGGACAAGGAGGAUGAGAGGGAUGAAGGCUCACAUUUAACAUUCAUAUAUGGACAAUGGUGUGGCCUUUGUCUCUGUUAUAAGCCAAGUCAGAGUGAGAGGACUCCAUACAAGGAGCCAAGAGGUCCGUUUGGAUUCGUAUUCCACAGAUCGUUUUCUUAACACAAGAGACUUGGUCCACAGAAAAGUCUGCACUCUGCAACUUAAGGCCCAACACCAUGACGGAACACCAGGAGCAGAAUGACGAGGGAGUCCUCAUCUCAACACAGGACCUGGAGACCUCAAAACACCAGGAUACUCAAGGAGGCCAUCCACAGUUCAGGUUGAUUGACGACCUGUCAUAUGAAGAUGUGAAGAAAUGCUACAGGGGUUCGUCUGUGUCUUGCAGUGGGGUCCGCCACGCCGUCGAUGUGUGUGUGUGUGUGUGUGUGCGGCUGUGUGUGCGGCUCCAGCAUGCUGAGUCUGGUGCAGCAGAGCUCUCGUCCUCUGAGAGAGAGGGCGGCCGCCGGUUUGCCGGUGGAAGGAGGCCAGCCAAGGAACUGCUCAUGACUCUGCCCUGUCCCUCUGCUCAGACUGUCAGCAAGUACAACUCGCAGUACCACAAACUCUUCCAGUGCGUUCCGAAGGACGAGAUCCUGAUGAAAGUAUACUCCUGCGCUCUGCUCCGAGACAUCCUGCUGCAAGGACGUCUUUAUAUCUCCAGGAACUGGCUGUGUUUCUAUGCCAACCUCUUUGGCAAGGACAUCAAGGUUGCUAUCCCCGUGGUCUCUGUGAGGCUGGUAAAGAAGCACAAAACAGCAGGUCUGGUGCCCAACGGCCUCGCCAUCACCACAGAUACCAGUCAGAAGUAUGUCUUUGUGUCUCUGCUGUCCAGGGACAGUGUGUAUGAUGUGCUCCGGAGGAUCUGCACACACCUUCAGGUCAAUGGGAAGAGUCUGAGCUUGAAACACUACAUGGAGGUUCCCCAUACCUUAUCUCUGGAUGAGUUCCCGGUGGCGGAUGAGUUCCCGGGGGCGGAUGAGUAUCCUCCGGUGCUGAAGUGGAGGAGAAAACCCUCUGUGGUGUCCGUGUCCUCGUCCCUCCCUGACCUCCUGGGUAGCUCCACCGGUAGCCUGACUGCGGUGGACUCCUCCUUCCAGACAGACCAGCCUCUGGAAGACCGGGGCUCAGAGACAGAGAAGAUCCUACUAACAGAGCCUGUUCCAGAGCUGGGCCCGAUGGAGUAUCAGCUUCUCAAGUUCUUCAUCAUACUAAUCAUCCUCCUCAUCCUGUCUUCCUGUUACCUGGCCUUCCGUGUCUGCAGCCUGGAGCACCAGCUGUCCUUCCUCAACAACCCAACACGCCCCCCCCGAGAGAGGAUUUUACUUCACUGUAGACUAGAAGAGGGCAAACCCCCAACUCCACCAUUUUGUUGUAGGUCAAAGACAAUGGCAGGUGAAAGACAAUGGGCAGGCCGAUUGAAGAGCCAGAAAACUACACUCAAACCAAUUGUGGAUGGACUGAAAAGCCAGAGAUUGGUGGAAAUGGCUGGGAGUCAGGACUGGGAAGGACUCUGAUUGGUGGAGGGAUAGGUGGAAAUGGUUGGGAGUCAGGACUGGGAAGGACUCUGAUUGGUGGAGGGAUUGGUGGAAAUGGUUGGGAGUCAGGACUGGGAAGGACUCUGAUUGGUGGAGGGAUUGGUGGAAAUGGCUGGGAGUCAGGACUGGGAAGGACUCUGGUUGGUGGAGGGAUUGGUGGAAAUGGCUGGGAGUCAGGACUGGGAAGGACUCUGAUUGGUGGAGGGAUUGGUGGAAAUGGUUGGGAGUCAGGACUGGCAAGGACUCUGAUUGGUGGAGGGAUUGGUCUGAUGGUUUUAAUGGAAGAUUUCUGGACAUGUUCGCCAACAUUAGAGUCAACUGUGUUUUUUCCCUCCUGUCAACUCAACCAGGAAUGAACUACAGGACUUCAGAGAAAAGUCAAAACCAGUCAUCUUUCAGAAAUAUAUAUAUAUAUAGUACUUUCAAGGAAAGGAUUUGGAUGCAUUAACACACUGACAGUGGAAGAAGCCAAUAUCGUUGGCUUUACAGAAUUUAAAUUUAACUUAUUUUUUUAUAUUUUUUUUAUUUUACUAGGCAAGUCAGUUAAGAACAAAUUCUUAUUUUCAAUGACGGCCUAGGAACAGUGGGUCAACUGCCUGUUCAGGGGCAGAACGACAGAUUUUGUACCUUGUCAGCUGGGGAAUUUGAACUUGCAACCUUCUGGUUACUAGUCCAACGCUCUAACCACUAGGCUACCCUGCCGCCUAGUGGUUAGGAUCAGUCUACUAUUUCAAAUGUUCAUCGUCAUCAAUGAAGUCUAACUAUGAUGCCAUUCUAACAGGCAUGUUAUUCCUGGAAACCGGUGCAAUACAAUUAUGCAAAAUAUCCAGCCUAGACUGACUUUUUAAAUGUUGAAAUAUUGUCCUUUAACUCUGUUUGUGUUAUCAUGACACCACAGGUAUAUGUUUACCAUAAUGGGUAGGAUGGUACUUUUUCAUGUCUGAAAAAUAUAGUUUAGUAUAACAUCUUGUCUUUUGUUUUAAUUUGUAUAAAUGCCAGUUGUCAGCUUUGUAUUGUAAGCUACCUUUAGCCAGACACAAUGUGUCACAGUGAGUGAUCAGUCUCCUAUCUAAAUACUGAACACAGUCGUCUGAAUGACUAAACAAUGAAGACAUGGACUGAAGUGAACUUAAAGUGAACAGAUUCAACUUAAAAGUUCAAUCUGCAUUUCAGUCGGGAAGAAAACUAGCCAAAGAUUUAUAGUCAUUUUACUCAAUGUCUGAACAGAUGCAUUAGGAACAAACACACCCCACUUUGAUUAUUACAGUAAUAUUGUUGAGGAAACAGAG
Molecule: messenger RNA, 3488 nt
Organism: Oncorhynchus gorbuscha (pink salmon)
Lineage: Eukaryota; Metazoa; Chordata; Actinopteri; Salmoniformes; Salmonidae
Product: GRAM domain-containing protein 2A-like
Exons: 14
Coding region: 841-2178 (445 amino acids)
Biological process (GO): regulation of store-operated calcium entry
Cellular component (GO): endoplasmic reticulum membrane; extrinsic component of cytoplasmic side of plasma membrane; organelle membrane contact site
Molecular function (GO): phosphatidylinositol-4,5-bisphosphate binding
Source: RefSeq, a predicted model, not a curated record